Messenger RNA from Paramecium sonneborni, 500 nucleotides. The record is from the annotation of a GenBank genome assembly. NCBI's taxonomy places the organism in Eukaryota, Ciliophora, Oligohymenophorea, Peniculida, Parameciidae.
AUGUCCUUGUCUAGUUAAAUAAAUUAAUUAAUUAUAUACUCAAAUAAUCAUAAAUUUUUAUAUUUAAAUAUAAGCUAGGCUCAAACAUUUUAAAGACAACAUUCUACAUAUUCCUACCUCAUUUACAAUACUAGAAAGGAUUAGAAUUAUCAGUUAGAGAUUUUGGACUUAAUUCAGGUAAUGAUCAGUUUAAAAUAUACUUAUAGGCGAGAAUGGAACAACAGGUCAUACUGGUAAGGAAAGACACAUAAAAAGAAUUAGUUGAUGAUGGAAAACCUGAUUUAGAACAUAGACAUAAUGCAUUUGAUAAAUAUUAUAAACCCGUUGGUUAUAUAUUUUGGAGAACAUUACUAAAUUUUUAAAUAUAUUGCAGUUACGGAUUAUUCAAACAAGUUUACUGUGAAAUGUUUUAAAAAAAAAAAAGCCUUAAAAAAGAAUAAUAGGAAACUGAAAACAUUGAGGGUAUUGAAAUAAUUAAUCAUUAUUUACCAUCUUAUUGA